AUGGGAAAUGAAACUAGUCAAAUCUCUGGACAAGUAGAGGACAAUCAUAGAAAUAAUGUUAGUCAUAAACGUAGUCAAUCAUUACAACGUGAUUUAACUUUAUCUGAUACAGGAAUUACUUUAUUACCGAAUUCAUGUAAAAGUCAAUCACAAAUUUCUUUACAUGAAAUUGUUGGAACAAAUGAUUCUAAUCAAAAUAAAACAAAUUCAAAAUUAACUACAGAUACAUCAACUACUGAAAUAGCUUUACUUAAAACUGUACAAAUGGAAUUAACUGAUGAUGAAAAGGAAUGUAUACAACAAGUAUUAGCUAGAGCACGUCUUGUAGAAAUGAAUGAAGAUAAACGUGUUACAAAACUACAAACUGAACUAAAACAUACUGAGCAAGUUGUUAAACGUCGUGUUUCACUAUCAAAUCAAGAUGUUACAAAGCAAGUUUAUUGUUGUAUACUCUGUGGACAAACUCCAUUACCAGAAGGUCAAUAUUCUGAACAAGACUGGAAAGCAUGUCAUGAUUGUCAGAAUACUCUGUGCCCAAACUGUGUAGUACAGAUUAGUAAAAAUGUUGAUUCUGAAGUGUUUUGGUUGUGUAAAUUAUGUCAAAAGAAACGUCAAUUGACUGUCAGUUCUGGUAGUUGGUUACAACGUCUUCCUAAACAUAACAAUAAUAAACAAACGAAAGAAUUACAAAAACUAAUACAGAAAACUCAUGGAAUCACACGAACAGCAUCUUAUUCUCAAUAUGAAGAUUUAAUUGAUCAAGUUAGUUUAGACGAAUCUACAGUGAAUAGUGGUGAUCAAGACGAACAUGAUGGUGAGGAAGAGAAAGAAGAAGAAUGGAAACAAUUAAUACAGAAGGAUAAUACACAACUUGUAAAAUCUCAUGAAAAUUCUAUAUUAAAAAAUAUUCAUCAAAGAAGAGCUUCAGAACAAAACAGUAUUAAAGAGGUGGUUAAAUCAACACACCGACUAUAUCAUUCCAUUAAUGAUAAUCAACCUGUAAAUAAUGAAACUAGAAAACUAUCAAUGGGACAGAAAUUUUUACGCCUAAAUGAUGAUGUUAUUCAUAAUGACGAUGAUGAUGUUGAUAAGGAUAAUUAUAAAAAUCUAACUUAUCAAAAUCGUCUACAUUUGUAUUUUACAAAACAAGUUAGUGAACAAUUCAGUAUGGAUAGUGAAGAAGAUGAUGAUGAUGAUGAUGAUGAUGAUGAUGAUGAUAAUGUGUAUGAGAAAGACAAUCAGAAAUCCGAUUUUGUUAAUUUUCAUGAUAAAAUUAAUGAAUCUAAUCAAAAUGAUCAAUUGAAUGAAACAAUUUUACAUAACAAUAAAUCAUCAACUAUAGUUCAACAAUUACAUCAUGAAGAAUGUUAUGAUGGAAUAGACAUGAUUGAUGAAAUACAAAAAAUUACACCAAUUGAUGUUAUUGAUGAAAAAGCUAUUGAAAAGAAAGAAAUUGUUCAAUCUACUUAUACAAAUGUUCUUUUAGAUAAUAGUGAUCAAAUAAAUCUUUCAAGGUGUACAGUUUCACCAACCAACAUCCUAUCAGAUCAUCAUACAGAUAAACAACAGUUUAUACCUGAAGAUUAUACUAUCUCUUCAAUGAAUUAUCUGAAUACUCCUUAUUCUGAUAAUCAAGAACAUUUAAUUAAAUCUAAUUCAGAUCAAAUUAUAUUAAAUGAUCAAGAAAAUAUAAUAGAAUCAUUUAAUUCUUAUUUAACUAAUCAAAAAAAUGAUCCAUUUAAUGAAGAAAAUUUAUUGAUUUAUCAUAAUAGACAAUCAUCUAUAAACCAAUAUUCUAAGGAUGAUGAUAUCUCAUUGAAAAAUUUAGAAAAAACAAGACUAUGCAACACUUAUACACAAUCAUAUGAAGAUAAAAUUGGUUUAAUUAUACCACAAUAUAAUUCAGAUGAAUAUAAUGAAGAUAUGAAUAUAAUUAUUAAUAAUGAUAAUAAUAAUAAUAAUGAAACAAAACAUUUAUCUCAAUCUUUGUUAACCAAUCAAGAUAAUGGAAGAUAUUCAAAUCAUAUACAUUUACAAUACAAUAAUCAAUCACGUAGACAAUCAUGUCCAAUAAUUAUUAAUGAUGAUCAUGUAUUAUCAUUAUCUAAUCAAACGAUUCAACAACAACAACCAUGUUUAUCAUCAAAAUCUAGUUAUUUUGAAGAUGUUAAUACUGAUAAUCAUGAUGAUGAUGAUGAUGAUAAUGAAGACAGAUUCAUUCAUUCAUAUUAUGAUCAACCUAAUUCUUAUCAUUCAAAUAGAUUAUCUAAUCAUGAAAUGAAUUCAAAUCAUUUAAAUUUAUUUUUUCCAUAUAAUUUAAAUGAAUCAUGGGAUUAUGCUGAAGAUUUACGUAAAAUAGAUGAAAAUAUAUAUCAACGUACAAGUAAUUCAAAUAAAACCAUUGGUUUCAACGAUAUUACUUAUGAUACAAUUAAUAGUAGUAUAUUCAAUGAAAAUGAAAAUAAUAUUAUUCAUACUGCUUUAUCAAAAGAAACUACUAAUGUAACUUCAGUUGGAAGUUAUUAUAUAGAUGACACUAUAAAAUCAUCAAUUAAAGAUCAUGAUAUUCAUCAUGAACCUUCAAUGAAUGAUCUUUAUUUAAAUUGGUUAAAUGAAUUAAAUUCAAAUUAUGUUUCUAUGAAUCAACAUGAUAAUUUAUUGAGUACUAAUUAUAAUGUAAAUAAACAUGAAGAUUAUAUAUCAGAGUGUUCACUAAUCAAUAAUAGUAGUUCCCAAGAUACAUCAGUUUCAAAUUAUAUAACGACAACAACUAUUACUGGCAACAGUAAUACUGAAACAACUGAACAAAAUCACCUUUUAUUAAAACGUUGUCCUAAUUUUGAAAAUAUCAGUCGUUUAUCGAAUAAUAAUAAUGAUAAUAAUAUUAAUAAUAAUAUUCAACUAAUGGAGGAAAGUAGUAGCUUCUAUGAAGGAUUGAUGAGAUUGUCUGAAGUUGUCAAUGAUGAAAAAGAAGAUCUUGAAAUGAACAAUGAUACACCGACAAAAGUAUGGGGUCGAGAAUUUCGUGAUAGACUACAAAUAUCUGAUACAUCUACAUGUUUACCUUCCAAUUUAUUUGAUGAUAUAAAACCUGAAUUAGAAAUAUGGUCCAAUUUAUUUAAUACCUCAGAAAUUGUUGUAGAUACUGCUAGAGAAAUUUCUACACAAUUAAAUUUAUUAAGUACAUUAGAAGAGGAUGAUAUAAAAGAAGAAAGAAAUGAAUGGAAAGAGAAAGUAGAAAUUAAUAUUGAAAAACAAGCAGAAAAUAAAAAAGACAAUGAAGUAAAUCAAACAGAUCAUGAUCAAUAUGAUAAGAAUGAUAAACAAUUAGUUGAUUCAAGAAGUCAUAUAUUUAUAACAACACUUGAAAAUGAAAAACUAAAUGCUUUAAAAGACAAUGAAAUAACUGAAGAUAAUGAAAAACACGAUAAUACUUCAUCAAACCAUUUCACUACAAAACUGUAUACAACACAUAUUGAAGAUGAUACAGAAUUGCAUGAUCUUGAAAGAAUCUCUACUCAAUUAGAAACUCAAAUCGUUGCUGAAGAAAAUCUUACUCCUCAACCUUAUAAUUAUGGAAAUCUAUAUGAAAAUAAUGUUAGAACUGAUGAAAAAAUCGAUCAUUUAGUAGUUUCAGAUACUCCAACUCUAACUACUACUUAUAAAUCAAAUGAAAGUAAUCAUAAUAUGAUCUCUUAUCAAAAUAUGAAAAUGAAAUAUAAAACUAAUCAAUUUCCAUAUACAUCAUUAUCUAUUGAUAAACUAAUAGAUAAUUCUAAACAAAAAGAAGAAACAUUUGAGAAUACAAAAGAAGACUUAUCUCAUUCAGACAUAUUGGAAUUCUAUGAACACGUGAUCCCAACAAUAAAUUCUCCACUAUCAUUGGAUAAUUCAUAUUCUGCCUCUAAUAAAAGUCCAAAUAAUAUAGAUGAGAAGAAUAGUAUUAUAAAUGAAAUUCUCUAUCCUUAUUAUCCAUAUGAACAACAACUAACUCAAUAUAAUUCAACUCAUACAUAUAUGAACAAUAAACAAUAUUAUCCAUUGAUUCAUUUGAAUAAGGAAGGCAGUCAUUUAGAAUUAACCAAUAAACAUAAAGAAGAAUUGAAAAAAUCGAAUAGAAAGUCAAAUAAAAAUAUUCUAACUACUUUUUUCAAUGAGAAUAAUGAUUCUUUAAAUUAUUCUAUUGAUCAAUCUUAUUCUAAUAAUUCAUCAUUAAUAUUGAAUACAUUGAAUAUUGAAUUAGAAAAUGAUUCGAAUAAAACAAUCAUUGAACAUUAUGAAACUGAUCAAUUAUCAAUAUUAAAUCAUUCAAUAGAAAAAUCAAUAGAAAAAUCAUUUAAUAAUAAUAAUAAUAAUAAUUUGAUAACAUUUUCUGAUACUACUCAAAAGGUAUUUAAUAAUACUACUAAUACUAUUACUAAUACACCAACUUGUAUUGGAAUAAAACAACAAUCUACUAAUCAUUCAUUAUCAUUAAUAAAACCAUUUUGUUGUUUUAAUGAAAAAUUAUUAAAACGUGCACAAUUAAUUUUAUCAAAUUCACCAAUUAUUAAUGAACCUGAUCCAACUGAUACAUUAUUAGCUUUAACUGAAGACAAUAAUAAUAAUAAUCAGAAUAAUAAUCAAUAUCAUCGAUCAGAUCAAACAAAUUUAUGUAAAUCAUCAAUCAAAAAUUAUUUUCUAUCAUUAUCUUGUCCACAAUCAUUAAAUAAUCAAUUAAUCGAUGAUAAUUAUGAUACUAUAUCAAAUGAUAGUGAUUUUUCUAUUCAUAUACCUAUUACCAAUUCAAUUUUUAAUGAAAAUCUAUUCAAUGAAUCGAAAUUAUCAUUAAUAUCAAAUUUUAAAGAAUUUUAUGCUAAUCAACAUUUAUGGAAAUCUAUUCAUUCACAAUGGUAUAUACAUAUAUUAAAACGUAUUAUUGAUGAAGCUAAAUUAAUAUCAAUACCAGAACAAAUAAUUUAUUACGAUAAUUUAUAUACGGAAUAUAUGUCAUCUUCGUCUAGUUCACGUGGUUCAUAUUUUACAAAUUAUAGAAGAAGACCACAUUCUUCUACUUAUAGUUAUGAAGUAAAUAGUUUAAUAGAUGAUUUACCUGGAACUUAUGAAAGUCCUAAUUCAUCAUCAUCAUCAAUUAUUUAUUCAAAACAUUUAUAUAAUCAUAGAUCAUUACAUGAUAUUUAUCCGGAUAGAUUUAUUAAAUCAUUUAAUGAUGAUGAUGAUGAUAAUUAUCGAAUAAAUUUAAAACCAAUUUCAAAAAAUAAUUUGAAAUCAUCAUAUGAUUCACGAUCAUAUAGAUCAUAUUCAGAGGCUGGUACAUCACAUCAUUAUCAACCUCAUCCUAAUCCUCAUCAUUAUCAUCAUCAUCCUCGUGAAAAAGAUAAAACUGGUCUAGCAUCAAUUAUACAUCAUGAUCGUCGAAAUAAAUUAGGAUUAAUUCAUCAUAUUUCAAGUCGUUCAAAACAUUUCAAAUCAAAUAAUAUUGAAAAUGUUUUACACCAAAGAAUUUUAAAAGAUUCUAAUAAAAAUAUAAAAUCAACUGAAUUGGAUAAAUCAAAAGAUUCCAUAUACACAACACGAUCUAAUAAAAAUGAUCAAGAUUAUGAAAUAAAUCAUAAAGUAAAAAGAGGAAAUUUAAGAAGUUAUACACCAACUUAUAAAACAUUUCAUAAUUCACAAACAAAAUGGUCAAAUGAUAAUAAUUUUUUACAAGUUGGUUCAUAUUUUUCUUUACCUUUAAAUGAUUAUGAUAGAAAAGGAAUAAAACAUUCACGACCUAAAUUGAUUAAUCAACGUUAUGAUCCAUCUAGUAUAGAAUAUUCAGUUUAUCAAAAAGUUUCAUCUGAUGAAUGGAAUAAAUCUGAUCAAUUAACUCGAAGAAUUGGAAAUUUAUCUAAAUCAACUGGUCAUUUAAGUCAUUUAGAUGAUUUAAAUAAAUUUUCAGGUUCUACUUCUAUGCAAACAUUAAGAGCUCGAUUAGCUGCUGCACAUUCAGAAUUUAAUUUAGAUUAUCAAGAAAAUAUAUUGAACAAAUAUGAAUUAGAAAAAUUGGACAGUAAUAAAUUUGGUUCACUUGAUCGUCGAACUGAUUCAAAUGACUUUACAACUCGACAAUUAAGACAACAAGUAGAACAACAUCAUCGUCGUUUACUUAAAAGUUUAAUGACUGAUGAACCUUAUGAAUCUAGUUGGCCAUCUAGUUUUUCAAAUUUUGAUCUUCAAGGAUACUUAAACUCAUAUUGUGAUGAAUCAGAAAUGCAACCAACAACUCUUAUUUCAUCUACUUUAGCGCCACCAAUAUUUUCUACAGCUUCAACAAGACUUCCGUUAAAUAUUGAACAAAGUAAAAUAGAUGAAACAAUGGUAGAACCUACAAACUAUACAUCUGCAACUGACCAACAGUUUCUGUCCGUACCAAAUAUGUUAACUACAUCGAAUUUGAAUUCUACCGCUCCAGUAGUAUUGCCAAAUCAAGUACCUUUAACAAAUAAUUUAGCUGACAAUAUAAUGAAUAAUAAAAUCAUAAAUCAGCCUACAUCAGUCAGUUUAAAUGAACAAAUACCAGUUUCAAAUAACACAUUAAUCGAGCUUAUUAAUAAUCCUGAUUUUAUACAAGCUCUUACAUAUAAUCCAGAACUUAUUAAUCAAAUAAAUUCAAUGUGCCUAGAUCUCGCGCCAGCUGAUUUGAAUCAAGUAACCUUAGCAGCUGUUGCUGGAGCAAUUGCAGCUACAGCUGUAGCUGGUUCUGGGAUGUUAGAUAAUAAUACUACUACUGAUAAUAUUAAUAAUGUCAUUACAUUUCAACCGACUAAUGAACACAUUAUCAAUAGUCUAUUACACAAUACAAUUGCAUCAGAACAAAUGAUGAAUACUUAUCCAAAUACUGGAAAUUAUAUUUCAAAUAACAAUAAUACUGACUUCAUAAAUAAUGUUUCAUCUAUAAAUUCUACUUAUUUACCAAAUAGUCAUAUUAUUAAUGAUAUUCCCAGUAAUAAUAACAUUUCAAGAAUGAAUACUUUAUUACCUGAUGAGAAUUCAUGUGUCGACACUAUAAAUCCUGAAUCAAUAGAUAUACUAAUUGAACAAGUACGCAAAUUAUUAAAUGAACAAAACAAAUGUGAUUUGAUGAAUUCAACAACUUCAAUAAAUAAUACUGUUAUAAAUAAUAACCCUAUCAAUACUACUACUAGUAGUGGCAGUAGUAUACCUUUUAAUAAUCAAUUAUUAUCAUCGUUACCAUCAUCAAUUCAUCAAACAAAUCAAUCAAUAAUAAAUGAAGAUAAUAUAAAAAAUCCUGUAGAUAAUUAUUAUCAAAAAUCAUUGAGACAUAUACAUAAUCAGUCAGUUGAUGAAGUUAAUAAACAACAAUAUAAUAAAAUGCCUAGUGAAACAAUUAAUAACUGGCUUGGAUUAAGUGAUGAUGAAUGGAAUUAUAAAACUUAUAAAGAUAACACGAAAAAUCCGAAUUCAUGGAUAGACAACAAUACUACAUGGCCUUCAUUCAAUCCAUUAAAUAAUAACAAGUCUAAAUCAAUAAUACAACCUACAAAAUGUACAUAUGAUUUUCCAACCAAACGACUUUUAUUAAUGCGUGAAUCUAAGGACAGACAUCAAAAAGGGUGCGGAAUUGGUAUGCGCAUAGUUGGUGGACAUAUUAGAUCAGAUGGUAAUUUAGGAGCAUUUGUUGAAGAAAUUUAUCCAUCUGGUCCAGCUGAUCAACUUCAUGGAGAGAUAAAAGAAGGUGAUGAAAUACUUGAAUGGAAUUCAAUUCCUUUAGUCGGUAAGACAUUUGAAGAAGUACAAGCUAUUAUUAGUCAAGUUUCUGAAGAAACAGAGUUACUUGUCAGAGCAGAUUAUACCCAAGCUGAUGAUGAAGAUGAUGAAGGUGAAGAUGAUGGUGAAGAAAUAGAAGAUGAAGAAGAUGAUGAAGAUGAAGAAUAUGAUGAAGAAUAUCUUGAUGAUGACGAUGAUGAUGAAGAUGCAACAUCUUUAAUGAAAACUUGUGGUUCAGGAUCAACUGGGAAUAGUGGACAAACUAAUCGAACACAUGCCUUAUGUCAUCAUCAUGCAGCACAACAUGCAUUAAUGAAUCAAUCAAAAGGUCCACCAAUUUGUCCACAUAUACGUCAACAUUAUUUAUCUAUGCCAUCAAAUGAUCAUCGAUCAAUAAGUCAAGUUGCACAGAAUUCACAUAAAUUACAUUCAACAAAUGAACAACAAAUACAAGAGGAAAAUAUUGAAGAAAGUAGAUUAACACUAAAUAAUAACACUAUGAAUUGGUUUGAAUCAAAUUCUCCUAAAAAGUCGAUAAAUCAAUUAUCAUCAUCAACUGUACAAGAUUCAAAAUAUACUAAACAAUCAAAUACUUCUGAUAGUGAUAAAUUAAAUAAUAGUAGAAGAUCAUCUAAAGGAGGUCGUGUAAAUGGACCACGUGGAAGUCGAUCGUCUAACAAUGAGAAACAUGAUGAUACAUUAGAAUAUGGUGAGAUUGAAUUAAUAUUAACAUUUGAUGAUUAUGAUCAAAGUUUAACUGUACAUGUCGCACGUGCACGUAAUCUUCCAGCGAUGGAUUUAAAUGGUUUAGCUGAUCCAUUUGUAAAAGUAAGACUACAUCCAGAUCCAACAGAAGACCCUGAUUUUAAUCGUCAAACAAAAUAUAUGCCUAAUACAUUAACACCUGAAUGGCAACAGACUGUUGUAUUUAUGAAUUGUAUAAAACGUACAUUGAAACGACGUGUACUUGAAGUAACUGUAUGGGAUUUUGAUCGAUUAAAAACAAAUGAUUUUAUGGGACAAACAAUUAUUAACCUUGGUGAUAAAGAAUACCUUGAUGGUAAACCUCAUUGGUUUAGUCUUCAUGGGUUAAUGCCAGUUGUUAUACCAAUUCCUAAAAAAUCAGUAUCUUCAUCGAAAACUUCAUCUGAUAGUUCAAGACAAGCUAAGAGCUCUAAGGACAGUAGUUCUAGAAGAAGUACAGUGAAUAAAUCACCGAAAGAUCAACUUCAGUCUCAAAGAAUGAAUAUAUGA
This is a messenger RNA of Schistosoma margrebowiei, 9024 nucleotides long. NCBI's taxonomy places the organism in Eukaryota, Metazoa, Platyhelminthes, Trematoda, Strigeidida, Schistosomatidae. The record is from the annotation of a GenBank genome assembly.